UGGUUGUUGAUGAUGAACACGACCUGAAGCACGCCAGGUUUGCAGAGAAAGAAGCUCGUGUUACUGAGGAGAACAUGUUGCUUCUGAAGCGCCUAGGAGAAGAAGGGAUCAUCACCAACGAGAGAUUCCUGAGCAGCUUGUGUGAGAUGUCGCGGACGAGCAGGAAGGCAGUGCACGAAGCAAUCAUGAUGAAGCCCAGACACCCUUGUUUCUUGGUCUUCAUGAAGCCGAUCAAUAUAUUUCAAACCAGAGUUUACAUCCCGGCGAAGUUCAUGAAGAAGCACAUGAGCUCGCCGCCGGAGACUAUAAGGAUCAUUCAGCCGCCGCAGUUGGACGGAAUGUCGACGGAAGAGCAGCAGGAACAAGGUGGCGGCUGGACGAUCCACGUGUCGGUGCAAGAUCGCGGCGGGUUGACGUUGACGAAAGGGCUGGUGGAAUUCGUGAGGGAAAGUCGUAUAAGAAUGGGGGACAUCUGCGUUUUCGAGCUCAUUUCGUCGUUCCCAUUUGUGUUCAAAGUUUCAAUAUUGCGUGGUGGAUCUGCUGCUGAGUAAGUAGCUAGUAAGCUCUCUUUCAUUUAUGAACAAUUCACUCUCUAGGAAUGAAUGAAUGGAAGGAUUGAUUGAUUGAUCUCUACUAUUAUGGUCAUACUAGCUAGCUUCUCAGAUCCUGGACAAUGCGGAUUUGAGCUAUUGGGAAGCAUAUUAUAAAGGGUAGGUUGGUCGCAAAUGAUGGAUGGACGGAUUUUGUAAGUAUGUGACUGUUCGGUCGUUAAUUAGGGUU
Messenger RNA from Linum tenue, 780 nucleotides. Lineage: Eukaryota; Viridiplantae; Streptophyta; Magnoliopsida; Malpighiales; Linaceae. The record is from the annotation of a GenBank genome assembly.